Molecule: messenger RNA, 1005 nt
Organism: Phytomonas sp. Hart1
Lineage: Eukaryota; Euglenozoa; Kinetoplastea; Trypanosomatida; Trypanosomatidae
Source: the annotation of a GenBank genome assembly
AUGGCCGGUGAGCCAAACGGAUUGCAUCGCGUCUAUCUGAAUAAGAAUAUAUUGGAAUGCGAUAAACCGAUCAUUGGUACUGUUAAUCCAGUCAUACAGGAGGAAUGUGUAGCCCCAUCGGUUACCUAUUCCUGUCCGAUAAACUGCGGCACUUACAAAACAUCUGAGACCCAACCCUCCAAAAUUCUGCCAACAGCCAGAAGCUACUAUAACCACUCGACCAAAUGUAAUACGCUAGGAUGCUCCACCCCAUGCACUUGUUUGCCUCAUUGUUCGCGAUUGGAGAGCUGUUUUGGAACUCCACCGCAAACUUUGCACACGCUACGUAGGGAUGAUGUGAAAAAGGAUGGGAUAACCCCAAGUCGUCCCCUUCGACUUGACGAGUCUGUUGAAUGCUCUUUCACUACAGAAACUCAAAGAAAUACCCGCAAAGCGUUUGAACGCAUAUCGUUCGCUAUACAGGAGAACCGAACUACCCCUAACAGGCUGUUAGGAAGUCUUGACAAGGUGACUUUUUCAAAGCCUAGUGCAGGAAGAGAUCCUAUUUGCCAAUUACCAUAUUAUUUGAAUAUAUUGCCUCACCCGCACGAAUUUAUGACGAAUACAAACAUUGGAUGCAUAGCGGAGAGUAACACACAACCCAGAAUAUUAAGUCAGUCCACCACGACGCUUCAGAAAUCUCGAGGGCUCUCUCCAAUCUUCGAUAUCCACACGGAGGAAGACGUACUAGAGUUUUUUGAUCUAACACGGUCAGAUACGGCGAAUGCCCUGAUGACACCUAAUGACAACUCACUCAGCGCCCUCGAGAGUACCACUAGUGGUAAAUUAUUUGGCAAGAAUACCCUUUCGGUGAUUAACACCGCAUUGGAUGUAUCCUUCAGACGUGAUGGGGCAAAACGUCGUCUAACCAAUUCACUCGUAGCAGUUUUACCAGCUCAGAAAAAAAAGCAUCACAUGGACAUGAUUAAUACGUCAAAUGUUGGUAGAAUAGAUAGAGAAAAAUAA